This is a messenger RNA of Lindgomyces ingoldianus, 869 nucleotides long. RefSeq lists its product as uncharacterized. The transcript has 7 exons. NCBI's taxonomy places the organism in Eukaryota, Fungi, Ascomycota, Dothideomycetes, Pleosporales, Lindgomycetaceae. The annotation marks the transcript as partial. The record is from RefSeq and is a predicted model, not a curated record.
AUGGACAAAUUAGUCGUCCCAAGAAGAGGGAGAGGAUUCGGCCAGCGUUUCCAACAGGAAGUAGUACAAUUGAUACUUUUGCUCCACCUACAAUCACGGCUAGGGGAGGGUGUUUGUGCCACUAUUUACGUUGGCUCCAGGUUGGUCGGCGCGACUAUCCUGUACUCUUCAAGAUGGCACUUGAUUUCCUAUGUAUACCCUCCACAAGCUGCGACUGCGAGAGAGCCUUUAGCGGGGGGAAAAGGAUAUUUACUUUCGCACGAUAGUCGGAUGUGUCGUCACACGAUGAUCAUGCGUCGGCACCAUAGUCGUAUGCAUCUCAGCACAACUCCUGCAAAGGACUCCUCUAGCAAUGAAUACAAUCCAGUUCCUCAUGUCUUUGCCCGGCAAUCGCUUGCUAGUCAAUCGAGCUGUUUUCAAACCUCUACCAGGGAGAGCUCCUUUGACAGCCUGCGUACAAUUGUGACCUCUUUGUCACACUCUACCACCUCAAAUCUCUACUUCACCGGUCGCAUCAAUCGCGACCUCUACAAUCUCCUGAGCACGCUACCAAAGCUCUCAGUCGAGCACAUCAGGGACAUUCGUCCACCUCAAGGACAUACUCGUCCACCUCAGGUCCACAUCAAGGACACAUCAAGGACAACCAAGUCCACAUCAAGGACAACUUCGUCCACCGCAAGGACAUACUCGUCCACCUCAGGUCCACAUCAAGGACACAUCAAGGACAACCAAGUCCACAUCAAGGACAACAUCGUCCAACUCAAGGACAACCAGGUCCACAUCAAGGACAACCCCGUCCACAUCAAGGACACCUCAAGGACAUAUUCGUCCACCGCAACGACAACAUCGUCCACAUCAAGGACAACCUC